Elaeis guineensis (African oil palm) is the source of this 785-nucleotide messenger RNA. Its product is annotated as CASP-like protein 1E1. NCBI's taxonomy places the organism in Eukaryota, Viridiplantae, Streptophyta, Magnoliopsida, Arecales, Arecaceae. The record is from RefSeq and is a predicted model, not a curated record.
GCUCUCUAAUCUCUCUCUCUCUCUCACUCGCUCAGACACAAACAAUGGAGUCCAGAGCGAAGCAUAGCUCUAAUGGAAUUAUGAACCAAGGGAAGGAUGAUUUCGGUGGCAGCCCGCCGAGAUCGGUGAGCGUAUACGACAUCGUUCUCCGUUUGAUCGCUCUCGCUACAACACUUGUAGCGGCAGUUGUAAUUGGCGUCGCAAAGCAAACAAAGACGGUCAGCAUUCAGGUAUCUCCAACCGAUCCACCGGUGCCCGUCACGGUGGUGGCCAAAACAGCAUAUGCCUCUGCGUUUGUAUACUUCCUCAUAGCCAAUGUGAUCGCAUGCGUGUACUCUGCAAUCUCAUUAGCAACAUCGACUGUGAAGAGGGCUAGCAAAAGUAAUCUGCCAUUGUUGUUGUCCAUCAUUGACAUAGCAAUGGUGGCUCUCCUCUUCUCAGGCAACGGAGCUGCAACGACCUUUGGCUUGCUAGGUGUGCGUGGCAACUCGCAUUUGCAAUGGAAGAAGGUGUGCAAUGUAUUCGGAAAGUUCUGUCUCGAUGUCACAGUUUCUAUCAUGAUGUCGAUGCUUGGAUCUCUGGCCUAUGUGCUUCUAGUCCUGCAUGCCAUAAUUAGUCUUCACAAGAGAUCUCCAUAGGAUGGAGCAAUAGAUAUAGUUAUAACUCCGUAUGUAUGAUGUAUUCUAGAUCUCUAUUUGUAACAAUAUAACGUGAUCUCUCGGACAAUGGAUAUCCUACAUUAUCUUUCUGCCCUUGUAUUGAAAAUAGAUGUCCUACUUUUAUCA